Tripterygium wilfordii is the source of this 1747-nucleotide messenger RNA. RefSeq names its product probable inorganic phosphate transporter 1-9. Gene Ontology annotation, cellular component: membrane. The coding region runs from base 32 to 1621 and encodes 529 amino acids. The record is from RefSeq and is a predicted model, not a curated record. The transcript has 2 exons. NCBI's taxonomy places the organism in Eukaryota, Viridiplantae, Streptophyta, Magnoliopsida, Celastrales, Celastraceae. Gene Ontology annotation, molecular function: transmembrane transporter activity. Gene Ontology annotation, biological process: transmembrane transport.
AAUUUCUUCUCGAGUCCCAGCAAAAACAAAAAUGGCGUUGAAGGUCCUUUCCAGGCUAGACACAGCUAGGACACAGUACUACCACUUCAAGGCCAUAAUCAUAGCCGGCAUGGGCCUCUUCUCGGACGCCUACGACCUCUUCUGUAUUCCUCCAAUCAUGAAAAUCCUAGGACGAGUUUAUUACGAAAACGACUCCGAAAUCCCCAGCUCCAUAGUCUCCACACUUGUCGGCAUAUCCCUCCUCGGCACCGUAAUUGGUCAACUUGUGUUCGGUCGAUUGGGGGACAAGAUUGGGAGGCGAGGGGUGUAUGGACUCUCAUUGAUGAUCAUGGUCCUCAGCUCCAUCGCAUGCGGAUUCUCAAUCUGCACCACCAAACGCUGCGUUUUGGGGAGUUUGGGCUUUUUUAGGUUCUUCCUUGGAGUUGGGAUUGGAGGGGAUUAUCCUCUGUCGGCAACGAUUAUGUCGGAGUUCGCUAACAAGAGGACACGUGGAGCGUUCAUAGCGGGAGUGUUUUCGAUGCAAGGAUUUGGGAUUUUGGCCAGCUCGGCCGUCACCAUGGUGGUUUGUGCGGUGUUUGAGAAUACCGAGAAGGUCGAGAAAGAUCGGACGCCGGCCUCGGCCGAUAUUGCGUGGAGGUUGAUAUUGAUGAUUGGUGCAAUUCCGGCUGCGCUUACCUAUUAUUGGCGGAUGAUGAUGCCUGAAACUGCCAGAUACACAGCUUUGGUAGAGCAAAAUGUCCUUCAAGCAGCAAAAGACAUGGAGAAAGUUCUGGAAGUUCCCAUGUCAGAAAUAGCAGAAGAUUCCUGUCCAUUCCCUCCACCACCACCAUCAUAUACUCUCUUCUCAAAGGAAUUCCUCCGCCGCCAUGGCCGCGACCUCUUCGCCUGCGCUGCCUCGUGGUUCCUUCUUGACAUAGUCUUCUACAGCAACAAUCUUUUUCAAUCUCAAGUCUACAAUCACGUCAUACCCAAGAAAGUUGAUGUAAACGUCUACAGAGAAACCUUUGAUGUAGCUUUGCUUCAAGCCAUUGUUGCAGCUGCUUCCACCAUCCCUGGCUACUACUUCACCGUCUAUUUCAUCGAUAGAAUCGGACGAGUUAAGAUUCAGAUUAUGGGUUUUCUUUGCAUGGCUUUGGUUUACUUUGCUAUUGGAAUACCUUAUCCUUUCUAUUGGAAUGACCAUACAAAUAUUGGGUUUAUGUUUUUGUAUUUUCUCACUUUUUUCUUUGCAAACUUUGGGCCUAAUACUACAACUUUUAUAGUCCCAGCUGAGCUGUUCCCGGCCAGAUUUAGAUCAACAUGUCAUGGGAUUUCAGGUGCAAUGGGAAAGGUGGGUGCAUUGAUAGGGUCUAUAGGGUUUCUUUGGAUAUCAAAGAAUGGUCAUCAAAAUGGAGAUCCAGGAAAGGUUGGAAUGACAAUUGCUUUGAUAACUCUUGGUGGGGUUUCAAUUUUGGGAAUGAUUGUGACGUAUUUGUUUACUAAAGAAACAAUGGGGAGAUCAUUGGAGGAGAAUGAGAAUGAAGAAGAAGAAGAUAAUGGGUUUUGUUUUGUAAGAUCUCUUCCCAAGUUGAGUAAUCUGUCUUGCUUUUCUGCUGGUGAUCAGGUUAGUAUUCCAGCAUAGUCAUGGAAUUAUUUUUUGGGUUAGUCUCUCCGUAUAUGUAAUUCUGCUGUACAUAUGUAAUUGGCUUAAAGCCUUUCAAUUCGAUUUUGUAUAUGAAAGCAAUGUUUUGUUAAUUACAAAUACAUA